Messenger RNA from Ipomoea nil (Japanese morning glory), 1651 nucleotides. Its product is annotated as protein indeterminate-domain 2-like. The coding region runs from base 188 to 1492 and encodes 434 amino acids. NCBI's taxonomy places the organism in Eukaryota, Viridiplantae, Streptophyta, Magnoliopsida, Solanales, Convolvulaceae. Gene Ontology annotation, molecular function: DNA-binding transcription factor activity. Gene Ontology annotation, cellular component: nucleus. The record is from RefSeq and is a predicted model, not a curated record. The transcript is spliced from 5 exons.
GAUAUAUCAACAUAGCAGACAUAUAAACACUCCUCCAGUUCUCAGUUCUAUGCUGAGAUUAGAUUGUUCUAGCUUCUUUCAGUUCACCAUCAACUAACUUUUCAGUCAGAGAAAACAAGAAAACAAUAGCUCCCAACACCUUACGAGGAAGCGUUUUUCCUGCUCCAAAAAGAGUAAAAAGGUGGGAAUGGAGGAUCCAAGACAAAUGACUACCGUUUUACCUGGAGAAGAAUCUGCUCAGCUUAGUGAGCAGACGGUGAAACCUAAGAGGAAGAGAAGCACGCCGGGAAUGCCUGAUGCAGAGGUGGAGGUGAUAGCAUUGUCGCCGAAGUCGCUGCUAGAAACGAACAGGUACGUGUGCGACGUGUGCGGCAAGGGGUUCCAGAGGGAGCAAAAUCUGCAGCUCCACCGCCGCGGCCACAACCUGCCGUGGAAGCUGAAGCAGCGGGGACCGGAGGAGGUGGUUAAGAGGAGGGUGUACGUGUGCCCGGAGACGACGUGCUCGCGUCACCACCCGUCCAAAGCUCUGGGGGAUCUCUCCGGCAUCAAAAAACACUUCUGCAGAAAACACGGACAUCGGACAUUCAAGUGCGAGAAAUGCAACAAAAUGUACGCUGUCCAGUGCGACUGGAAAGCCCACAUGAAAACAUGUGGCACCCGCGACUACAUUUGUGACUGUGGAGCGUUAUUCGCUAGGAAGGACAGCUUCAUAGCGCACAAGAGGGUAUGUUAUGCGUCUCAGGCAUUGACGGUGACGGCGCCGUCAGCGAGUCCCCCGCCGCAACCUCCAACGCCGUCAAUGGCGGUGCUGUCUCCAACCCUCUCCCUCCACUCCAUUCAGAGCUUUGAGUUGCCAGAGGAUAGGGUGAUGGGCGGAGCCAAUUAUAAGGAGAGAACCCAGGCGCCCUCUUCAUCUUUUGGUCUUGUUAUUGGGGAUAACGGUGAGGAGGAUUUCAGUAGCGUUUUCCGGCUGUCGUUGCGGUCAGGGAAUGAAGAGGAAGCAACGCCGGCCUGCGCCGCCAUUAUGGAGCGGCCGGUGCCUCUUUUGCUAUCAACUCCUCCACCUGUCUAUCACGCAAGCAAUCCGCCGGUGCUGUCAGCGACGGCAUUGCUUCAGAAGGCAGCGGAAAUGGGCUCGUCGUUUUCCAGUGGCGGCUCAUUCUUUGCAGGCUACGGGCUGACCAUGCCUGCCACACCCGCACAGUGGGGCAUGCAUGCAAAUGCUCCUGAGCUUGCGCUUGAGCUCGCCCUCCGGCCUGCCAGUGCGGCGGCCACUGCCUUCGCAGGCUCCGUCUUCAGCAGCCACCGCCAAACGCUUGAUUUUCUCGGCAGCAAUCUUCCAACACUCGACUUUCUCGGAGAGGCCAACCAAUCUUCUUCUUCCUCGCUGCUGAGCUCAACGAGUUAUGCAACCCAGUUUGGCAUGGCUUCAUCAUCUUCAUUUGGUGGAGCCCUGGGUGACCCGUGGGACGGCCAUGCAGACAAGAACUGAAGCCUAUCUCGGUUCCUCUAACAAUCUGCUGUCAUCACCUCUAACAAUCUGCUGUCAUCACCUCCAGCCUAUUGGGUCGAGUGGCGUCAAUAUUAAUCUGAAAAAAAUACUAAUUAAGAAUAAAGUAUUUAAUACUUAUCAAAUAAAAUGUAAUACUUU